Caenorhabditis elegans is the source of this 1337-nucleotide messenger RNA. It is a transcript of the gene ZK484.3, whose product is annotated as Histone H1. Bases 1 to 870 code for a protein of 289 amino acids. The transcript is spliced from 3 exons. The record is from RefSeq and is marked reviewed. Lineage: Eukaryota; Metazoa; Nematoda; Chromadorea; Rhabditida; Rhabditidae.
AUGGCGAAAGCAAAGGCAGCGCCGAAGAAAAGUGUGAAGAAAGUUGAAAAGUCACCGAGUCCCGAAGAUUCGGGAAUUCGUAGAUCAGGAAGACAGAGAAUUGAAAUGGGAAAAUAUGAAGAAGGAUUCGAUCGCCAUGAGCUCGAAAUGGUUCUCCGCGCUUCUCUUAAUGAGGCGAAUCAGCAAGGAAUCAAAGUCCCUUCUACUUCAUCCACUGCCUCGGCUUCAGCUCCAGCUCCUGUCAAGAAAGAGAUUAAGCCGAAGAACAAGCCGGCACCAGUCCCAGUUGUCGAAAAGAAGAGAACAAUCCCAUCGAAAAAGGAACGUGAUGCCGAGAGAAAGGCUCUUGCAGCAGCUGCCGCAGCUGCAGCAACUCUUACUUCAAUGAAGAAAGCUCCGAUCAAGAAAUCGGUUCCGUCAACCUCUUCAGAAGCCGAUUCGACUACUCCAAAGAAGAAGGGAUCUGCUGUUAAGGCAAAGAAAGUCACAAUCAAGACUCCAUCCUCUGAACCAGCAGAACUCACUUCUUCGGCUGCUCCGGUUCCAGUAGCUGUUCCAGAAGUUCCAACUGCUGAGGCAACUACAUCUGCAACCACUACACCAACUACCACGAAUGCUACAAUUGUGAAGAAGGAAGAGACUAAGGCUGAACAGCCAGUUAAGAAGGUUGUCAAGAAGAAGGCUAUCUCGAAGAAACCACCAACUACCACAAAUGUCACCUCCACAUCUGAUUCAUCCGCCGCCGCAGCAGCUGCGAAGAAAAAGAAGAAGCCAGUCGUUCCAAAACUCUCGACAAAACCAACCAAACAAUAUCUGGAGAACGAGAAGCAAAUGCGUUUGAUGGCGUGCGCAAAGACUGGCGUACUGUAAAUAAUGUUGUUAAAAUAGUUUAGCACCCAAAAAUGUACCUAUAAGGAACCAAAAUCACUUGAAAAAAGAAUUUAUUUUAUCCCAUUUUACUCAUUGAAAUUGGCGAAAAAAAAUGACCAAAUUUCUUAUUUAAAUUUAAUUUCCUUCAUUCACAAAAAUUUAUUUUUUAAUUUUUGAAAUUUCAAAUUUCUUCGUGCAUUUCUCUCUCCAUCAUUCACAUUUUCGUUUUAUUUUCUUCAAAAUGUCUUCUCCAAAUCCUUCUUCUCAUCAUGUUUCAUUGCUAUCUCAUGUGCUUUUCUCAAUUUCAUUUUACAACACUGAAAACAAAAUUACUGGAAAUUUUUUAUUGUGCCUCUUUUUUUCGCAAUUUGACCUCCCAUUACCCCUCUCAAAAAUUGUCAAACAUUGAACAUAAGAAUAAUUUGUUUUAUAACUGAAAAUAAAUGUUUUAUACAACACCUGCAUCG